AGUGGGUUUUCCUUUAGACAAAAAAAAAUCAAAAGUUGAAAGAGUUGGUGCUCCUUUUACAAUAAUUGAAACGUUAACAUACGAAACAACUCUUCUGAAGGAGUGAAUCCACUGUAAACAACGCCUCACAACAUCAACAGUUUCUUUCUAUACCCCUCUACACUCUCAUCAAACUCUCUAUGGCUGAACUCGUGCUUUCUUCCCUCCUCCCGAUGCUCUUUGAGAAGCUGUCCGAUGCAGCUUUCAAAACCAUUGCUCGCCACAAGGGAAUUGAUGCUGAGAUCAAGAAAUUGCAGAAGUCAUUAACCCAGAUCCAAGUUUAUCUUACUCAUGCUUCUCAGAUGGAGAUAACCGAUCCAUCUGUUAAACAACGCCUGAAUGAUCUCCAGCAUCUGGCUUAUGACAUAGAUGACGUCCUCGAUGGUUGGCUGACUGAAGCCAUGCAACGUGAGUCAACCCACGAGUCAGAAGGCAUCACCAGCAAGGUAAGAAAGCUAAUCACCCCAAGUUGUUGCACUAAUUUCUCACGGACCACUACUAUGAUUGCCGAGUUAGAUGAUAUUUCCACCAAACUACAAGAUCUAGUUAAGGAGAAAGAUAACCUUGGUUUAGAUAAUCUUGGUUUGAAAGCAGAAGAGGAAGCUAGGCCAAGAAUUGUUAAUAAUAAUAGAAGAUUGCAAACCUCUGUUGUCAACCCAUCUAGUAUUUUUGGACGCCAAGCUGAGAAAGAUGCACUGGUUCAACAGUUAUUGUUACCGGCUGAUGAACCAUGUGAUCUAAACUAUAGCAUUGUUCCCAUAGUUGGUAUGGGUGGGCUUGGAAAAACAACUCUAGCUGGGCUUUUGUAUAAUGAUGUACAAGUCAAGGACCACUUCGAAGUCAAGGCGUGGAUUUGCAUCUCAGAUGACUUUGAUAUCUCUGUUAGAAGCAAAGAGAUCUUUAUUGCUUUUGGAGGUGAGGUAAAGGAGGAACAUAAAAAUUUUAAUAAACUUCAAGAAGCUCUUAGAGAUCACCUAACACGAAAAAGAUUUUUAUUGGUGUUAGAUGAUGUGUGGAGUGAGAGUCGUGAGGAUUGGGAAACCCUCGUCAGGCCAUUUUAUACAUGUUCUCCAGGAAGUAAAAUCAUAGUAACAACACGAAAAGAUGUAUUGCUAAAAAAGCUGGGUUACAAUUCUCUAUACAAGCAUCUGGAGAGCCUGUCAGAUGAUGAUGCUUUAUCUUUGUUUGCUCUACAUGCAUUAGGCGAAAGAAAUUUUGAUUCAUGUUUGUCACUUAAACCACAUGGUGAAGGCAUUGUGAAGAAAUGUAAAAAAUUGCCUUUGGCAUUGAUCGCACUUGGUACAUCACUGAGAACAAAAAAAGAUGAAGAUUCAUGGAAGGGAGUGUUAGAAAGUGAGAUAUGGACAUCACCAGUUGAAGGUGAAGUCAUCCCAGCACUGAGACUUAGCUAUCAUGAUCUUUCGGCACCUUUGAAGCGGUUAUUUGCUUACUGCUCAUUGUUUCCCAAGGACUUCCUAUUUGACAAGGAGGAUCUGGUUUUACUAUGGAUGGCAGAAGGGUUCUUGCAGCAGGCAACUCCAAAUGGUUCAACAGAAGAACAAUGCUUGGGUCGCAAAUACUUUGGCGAGUUGUUGUCAAGGUCGUUUUUUCAACAUGCACCUAAUAAUGAAUCAUUAUUUGUGAUGCAUGACCUCAUGAAUGACUUGGCGACAUCUGUUGCUACCGAGUUUUAUUUAAGGUUAGACAACGAGUCAGAGAAGAAUAUUAAGAAGAUGAAGCUAGACAAGUACCGCCAUAUGUCAUUUGUUCGUGAGGAAUAUGUAACUUACAAGAAGCUCCAGGUACUUGAAAACACCAAAUGUCUGAGGACAUUCUUGGCAACAUCUGUUUGGGAGGUGGAAAAUUGGGUAUAUUCUUUAUCUAAUAAGGUUCUCACUGAUUUGCUUCCUGAGUUACCAUUAUUAAGGGUUCUAAGUCUGAGUGGCUUUGAAAUAAGUGAGUUACCAGAGUCCAUUGAUACAUUGAGGCACUUGAGAUAUCUUAAUCUAUCUAAAACUCGUAUCACACAUUUACCGGAAAAUGUUUGCAAUCUUGUUAAUUUACAAACAUUGAUCCUGUUUGGUUGUGAUGAAUUAACUGAGUUGCCCAACAACUUCCUAAAUCUGAAGAACCUGCAACAUCUUGACGUUAGGGACACCCUGCUUUCAUUUCAGAUGCUGUUAGAGAUUAGCAAGUUGAAAAGCCUACAAAUUACUCUCUCGAAAAUCGAUAUCGAAAGUGAAAGGGGAAUUGAAAUAGCCAAACUUAAAGACUUUAAAAAUAUAUAUGGGAAAAUUUCUGUUGUAGGUUUGGAAAAAGUGCAAAAUGCAACCUAUGCACAUGAGGCGAACUUUUCACAAAAGAAGCUUAGUGAGUUAGAGCUUGUUUGGAGUGAUGAGCUACAUGAUUCACGAAAUGAAAUGCUUGAAAAGGCGGUCCUAAAUGAGUUGAAGCCUUGUGAUGAUAAGUUAAUACAACUGCAAAUCAGGUCAUACGGGGGAAAAGAAUUUCCAAAUUGGGUUGGGGAUCCCUCGUUUCUUCAUUUGAAGCAUGUGUCAAUAAGUGGUUGUAAGAGAUGUACAUCUCUACCGCCACUUGGGCAGCUACCGUCUCUCAAGAAGUUGGUUAUAGAAGACUUAUAUGGGGUGGAAGCUGUGGGUUCUGAGUUAUUUGGGACUGGUCAAGCAUUUCCUUCACUUGAAAUUCUGAGUUUUGGUUGUAUGGAUGGAUUGAAGAAAUGGUCAGGGGGUGUGUUUCCACAUUUGCAAAAGUUGUCAAUAAGCAUGUGUCGUAAUUUGGUUGAAGUCACACUUGAAGCAUUGCCUUCAUUGAAUAUUCUUGAAAUAAAAGGUUGUGAUAAUUUGGUUGAAGUCACACUUGAAGCAUUACCUUCAUUGAGUGCUCUUGAAAUAACAUAUUGUCCUCAGUUGGUUGAAGUCACACUUGAAGCACCGCCUUCAUUAAAUGAGCUAAGCAUAGUUAAGUGUGAUAGUGGUGUGUUGAGAAGUCUGGUUGAAGUAGCAUCAGCAGUCACCAAGUUGUAUAUAUCAUAUAUUUCAGGGCUUAGUGAUGAGGUGUGGGGAGGUGUUAUAGAGUAUCUUGGGGCAGUGGAAGAAUUAAAGAUUGAGGGGUGUGAUGAAGUAAGAUACGUGGUGAAAUCAGAUGCAGAUGCAAGUAAGAUUCUUGUGACGCUGAGGAAACUGGUAGUGUUGUAUUGUGAUAAUUUGGUUAGUAUAGGAGAGAAAGAAGAGGAGGGGGAUAAUUGUAGGAGCAACCUCCUAACAUCUCUUAGGAUAUUAGGUGUGUAUGAAUGUAAGAAUAUGGAGUAUUGCAGUUGUCCAGAUGGCAUUGAGGAGUUGACUGUCUAUGGUUGUAGUUCAAUUGAAGUUGUCUCGUUUCCAAAAGGAGGACUGGAGAAGCUCAGGUCACUUACAAUCUAUAAUUGCUGGGGAGGACAAAAAAUGAUCAGCAGAUGCAGCAUGCCAAUGCUUGAAUAUGUCCACAUAUGUAAUUGGCCAAAUCUGAAAUCAAUGAUUGAAUUGAACUGCUUGGUUCACCUCACUGAAUUGAUAAUAGAACAUUGUAAAAACAUUGAGUCAUUUCCAGACACUUUAACAUCGUUAAAGAAACUGGAAAUAUUCAAUUGUCCCAAAUUGGAGGUUUCCUUUCCUGGUGGCAAUUUGACAUCAUUGAAGCAACUGAGCAUAAGAGAGUGUCCAAGAAUGGAUGCUUCUUUACCUGGUUGGGUUUGGCCUCCUAAUCUGUAAUUCUUAAAAAUUGGGGAGUUGAAGAAGCCCUUCUCCGAGUGGGGCCCACAAAAUUUUCCAACCUCACUUGUGAAACUAUCCUUAUACGGUGGUGAUGAAGAUGGAGGUCGUAGUUGUAGUCAGUUUUCUCAUAUUCUUCCUUCAUCUCUUACUUCUCUUCAAAUAAUGGGAUUUUCCAACCUCACCUCUCUCCAAUCUCUCUCUUUUGACGUAUGCUUUAAUCUGAAGAAAGUGUCUUCACAUCCCCAAUACCUCACCUCCCUCCACCAUCUCUCUUUUUACAGAUGCCCAAAGAUGAUGGAUCUACCAGAAAUGUUGUUGCCUUCACUCUUGAGUUUAAACAUCUGGUUGGGUGAUUACCCAGAAGGUUUGAAAGAAAGAUGCAGUAAAAAGGGGAGUUACUGGCCCCUCAUCUCCCAUAUCCCCUGUAUUGACAUACGAUGAAGAUUUGAUGCUGCAGGGAGCAAAAAGUAUGAGGAAACUGACCAUAAUUAUUAUAUUCAUGGCAGAUUUGAUGCUGCAGCCUGCAAACAUUUUACAGCAGGGAGCAAAAAGUUAGGCUUGACUGGAAGACUAUGAUGCUGGCUACCUUUUUCCUUUAUGGUGUCGAUACCUAUUAGCGAUUUGUGCAUAAAAGAACCAGUUGACUUGGAUUCUAUUUUGUUGGUAAUGGUUCAGACUGCAGAUUGUAUUUUCUGUGUAUACCUAUUAGCGUUGGUCAGCGGUGUGUUUUGAAUGAAAGAUCAGCUUUUCAUUGGUUU
Molecule: messenger RNA, 4567 nt
Organism: Helianthus annuus (common sunflower)
Lineage: Eukaryota; Viridiplantae; Streptophyta; Magnoliopsida; Asterales; Asteraceae
Product: putative disease resistance RPP13-like protein 1
Exons: 2
Coding region: 180-3806 (1208 amino acids)
Biological process (GO): defense response to other organism
Molecular function (GO): ADP binding
Source: RefSeq, a predicted model, not a curated record